AUGCCGGAGUGGAAGAGCGGGUUUGCUGGCGAGAAAUACCCUCUGAAAGAGAAAGACGAUAAAAAAAAGCCGAAAUCUGCUCCUUCAGCUACAGCGGCAGGGGAUGCGUCAUCGAAAAAGGAAGGAAAAAAGAAAGAUGACAAGGAAGUAAAAGAUACCGGAAAAAAAGGAAAAGAUGAAAAGGGAAAAACUAAGGAAGAGCCGGCGAAAGGAAAAGGAGGCAAAGAUGAGAAGAAGAAAGACGAGCCUGCCCCCGGGAAAGGUGGCAAGAAGGCAGCGGAGCCCGAACCACCCGAGGAGAUACCUCUGACGCCUUCGCAAAUAGCCAGGGAAGAAGCGGAAUACCGGGCGCAGGUCCGAAGACGCAACCUGUGCAAGCGCCAGUGGCCUGAAGUGACCAAGGUGAAGGUCCACACCAAGCCUUGGGCACCUCCCGGGCCGCCAGAGAGACCACCCAAAGUUCUAAUAGAACUGCCACCAUUGGAAACCAGACGCUGGAAGCCCCCGUUCCUGAGGCGACGGAAGCCUCGACCCAAGUUACUGAGGAUUUUGCCUGAGGAAAUGACUAUUCCACCGCAGUAUGAGGGCGCUAAGUUGAGGAAGAUCUGGCAUAACUUCAUACAAGUGGACACGAAUAAGAUGAUGCUUCAAGGCAGCAUAGGAUGUAACUCCAAGAGAUACUCGUCGACGCACUGUGGUUCCCAAACCGGCUGCAUUGCUUUGGUCUGCCGAGCACUCCUGGACGAGAAGACCCCAGCCGAACUGGUGAGGCGCGACGUGGAUGACGUUAUCGAGAGCGGGGACCGCUUCUACAAGUCCUGUAUGGUGGCUUUGAAGUGCUAUAAAGGCAAGCCACAGCUGGAGCUGAACCAGCUGAUGCCGUCGUUCUUCUUCCACGACACCAAGUACACGGUGAAGAUGCAGCAGGUGGACAAGGGGCUGCUGGCGAAGCACCCUGACAACCUGGAGGCCGGGUCUGAUUUGUUGCAGUUGAUGGAGAAGCGCGCCGGCAGCAACUACAUGAUGAUUCUGACUGUGGGCGGGGACCGCCACUUCCUCAUCUGGGGCCACCCCCCUGAGUCCGCGGGCUCAGUGAAGACAAUCUGCUACAUCUUCGACCCUCACCUCAUGAACGAGGUCGGGGAGCCGUUCGAACACAAGUAUAACACCAAGGCCAUGUGUUGCGUCCCCAACUGGGGCGCAGGCGCGUUCCUGCGCUACCCCGGGAUCACGUCGUUCGUUCUCGAUUUCUGGAACUCGUACGCAGAUCUGCACUCGGCCAGCAAGACCAAGCCCAAACCGCCUAUCACUCUUACGAAUAUUGAAGUGGUGCAAAGGGAACCAUUGAUCCGGGAGCCGAAGUACGAUCUGGACCUGAAGGCUCUGAAGGUGCAUUGCCAGAGCGAGUGGGACAGCCUCAACAUCAACGCCCUCAUUGACCAGAAGAGAUACCAUGGUAAAUAUCCUCUGGCUUCGCUGAGUGCGAUCAGCCUGGCGUCAUCUCGGAAGUCUUCCAGAAGAAGAAUGAGAGACUUCUUCCAGAAGACGGUUUCUGAGCCACCGCCUGUGCCCCCCAUCCAACCAGAGAAACCGCCUGCUGCCCCCACCAAUGAACAGAUCAUGCAGCUAAGAGGGGAAGACUUCUUCCUCCACUGCCCGAAGGCUGACGCUCACACCUUUGGACGAGACGACCUGAUCCCCCUUCCGAAAGAAGAGGUCAUCCUGCACAGUCCUGUCGAAAUAGCAGACAAGAACUAUAACUCCCAGUUCACACAGCUUGACGUCGAGAAGUGGAUACUGCGAGCUACCAGGCACUUCGCUAGUUAUCGAUAUCAAACGUUUAAAAACUUCACGGGUGUGGCGUGCUGUGUGUCGGCGUUGGCUCUACUACAGCGCAUGCGUGCGCGCGCCUGGAACGAAGAUACCUUGGACGAGACCCUCGAUCUAGGAUACAAUCUGUUCAGGGAGUCCCUGUUAGAACGAGGAGGUCCAAUCCGAAGAUUGGUGCUCGGAGAACUGAAGGAGAACUUCAGGGUUAGGGACAAGGAAUACAAACAUAAGGAAAGAGGAAUUGCCGUGUGGGGCAAGUUGAUAUCAACAAAUCCAAAGGUUUUCGAUUUGUGUAGGGGGAUCGAAGCCUUCUUCAAGGAAGCGGAUUCUGGUAUCCUACAGAUCCCUGGAGAGUACGAGACGGCGAUAUGGAACGAAGGCGGGAAAUAUUACGUGUACCAUCCGUGGCCAGCUGAUAGAUAUGGCACGAGGGUAAGCCUGCAAGGUGGCGGCAAGGCCUGCCUCCUCUACUUCACCCGGGUGACACGACUCUGUGAAUAUUUCAUGGACAACGUACGUAACCUCAAGAGGAAGCCGUUCAGCAUCUCUGAGAUCGGAGUGUUCGAGCUCGGGGAGCGCCCUGAGCCUGUCAACAAGAUGACGCCCGUGGCCCCUAGCCGAUGGAUAGUCCGCGGCAACUUCCACGAGGGAGACGAAAGGUUCCCAGAAGACCACCGCAACAAGCAGGCGACACCGACGUCCAUCGCCGCCAUCGCCAUGGCCGAGCUGAUUGACCCCGCUGAGUGGACUCCUGCUGAUAUCAAUGAGUGCCUGGUCCGCGGUGAUAUUCUUUACGAGAAAACUAUGGAACACCUCGACAAAUUGGGUAUAAACUUCGAGACGCCUGCGAAGAGCGAAGAGAACGAAGGUGGCGAGGAAGAGGAGGUGUCGUCCGGCACCACAGGAACCCUAGCAGCGGCUGAUGUGCUGCCUCGUUUCCAGAUAUCAGAGUACGACUGCAUUGAGACUGAUAUCAUGGACAGCCAGUUUAGUGGCCAGCUCAGCCCGGAACCGGGCAGUGGCGUGAUGUCUCUCAAGCAGUCGCUAGCGGCGCUGUUCAAGGACAACAAGGCGGGCGUGUUCACGGCGCGCGGCGGGUCGAUGGCGGUGUGGAAACAUGACAACCAUCUGUACAUGUUUGAUCCACAUGGCUGCGAUGAGAACGGGCUCCCGUCGGAUGACACCCGCGCUGCCGCGUGUCUCGUCCGCAUGAAGAACAAUAUCAAUGAGCUCGCUGACGUCAUCAUGGGUAACCUGGGCCCCGGCUCCGAUGACAGCUUCAAUCUGUCGCCGGUCGACAUCAUCGCCAGCAAGCUCAACGCUGAGAUUGGCGCUCCUGAGACCAAGCUGGAGAACAAAGCCUUCGAGUGGCUCAACAGAGGCACCGCACAGAUCCUGAUGGGCCCUCGAGGCGAGAACAGCGCUAUUGGCAAGUCUGCUCAUAAGGCCAAGUUACCGGAGGAUGACCUGGCUGGCCGCACGUUGGCGCUGCCAGCAUGCGCCGCAUUCACAGCUGCCACAGACGCCGUUCCUCCACCUGGCAUGCACCAGGACCACAUGUUCAACUUCUUGGAGGCUGGCUCCGAGUACUACAAGAACCACGUGAAGAAGACUGGCCGCAAGGAUAUCAACGUGGAAGAUCUGUCGGAGAAGUUCGAGAUGGGUGUCAACACGUUCUCCAUAGAGGUGGGCGAGUCGACGCGCCUGCCGCUGCGGCUGCCUGACAAACUUGGAGAAGGCGGUGGCGAAGAAGAAGAGGAAAACGAAAGGGAGCUCGGUGAAGGGGAAGAAAUGCCUAAAGAGGAACCAAUGAAACAGAUGAAAGACCUUCUCUUCAAGAUGUGGUACGAUACGAGCAAGCCGACGACGGUGUCUCUGCUGCUGGGAGACUACCACCAGCUGGGAUUGUGGAUGGCAGCUGGUGGCAAGGUGGUGGCGUUUGAUCCUGCGCCCACGCUGCAUAAGGGGCUGCUGACGCCGCAGAGGAUUAAGAAGGGUGACGAGCUUCGUCUCCAGCGCAUCAAGGAUGAGAUGACAGGAGAAGGAGGUGGCGAAGAGGAGGAAGAUGAAGAGGCUGGUGGUGAGGGUGAAGCUUUACCGGAACCGGAACCAGAGUUCGUCCCUCCAGAGUCCUGUCCUGUGCUGAUGGUGUUUGCUAGUCCUGGAGAGUUUAUUGAUAAACUCGUGGAGAAGGGCGGUUUGGACAACAAACAGAUGAUUGCGCCGUACUGGUUGUACCCAGUUACGGUGACCAACGAACUCACCUCCCUGCUGAAGGAGAAGAAGCCUGGCGCCAAGGGAGACGCUGAGGAGGGCGAAGAUGUCGCUGCCGAGGAAGAAGCUUUGGUGGAGCCCCUGGAUGACGCCGCGAUGGGCAAGUAUUUCAUGAGGAUGGGCCGCACCGUCGCCUCCGUCAGGGGCAGGGUCGCGCAGAAUGAGAACUACUUCAUGGACAAGCCUAACCGGGAUAACCAGGACGCAGCGAAUGCAGUAAUGGGCAUAGUCGUUGACAACAUAGAGCCCUACGUUCAUUGGAAGCCGUCGCUUAUAGACGGUGUCUUGAAGUAUGGCGACCGCUUAUACACGAUGUCGGUGCCUUCCGCGCGACAACGGCCUAGACUCGUGCCUUCUGAGGUGCAGAAGGAGUUCCACGUCACCAACUUCAAUGUAAAACUUGAGGUGGAAGGCAACGUGGUGAAUGGGGAUGUCAAAGCUGGCGAUACUGGUGGCGUGCUGAACCUCAAACGAGGGUUGAAGAAGUUCUUCGAGGCUGGGCACAAACAUGGCGUGAUCUGCGCGAAGGACUACUGCGUUGGGGUGUGGAAGGCGGCUGACGACAAGGCUUUCUGCUACUGGGACCCCCACAGCAUUGGCCCCACCGGGAAGAUAUCCCCCGGUGGAGCUGCUGGCCUGGUGCUGUUCUCCACCCUGGAUGAGCUCGCCGAGACAUUCAAGCAUAAUAUUGAUGAGCUGGCGCGCCCGGGAACUAACAAGUAUUCGAUAUCAGCUGUGAAAGUCUUCUGGGAGUUCGCGAAGACGCCAAGCCCGGUGUCGCCGCAGGGCGCGGUGCCCGACGAGGGCUACGAGUGGAAGGUGCUGACUGCUUACGUGGAGACCGCCAGGGGGCGCACCAUCCUGCGCGGUAGCCGCCCUGCGGACCUGAACAAGUUCAUCAGGGAUGCUCUACUGCAGUCGUCGGCGAGCGCGAUCGUUGCCGCGUGCAUGUCUCACGUGCGCCGUCCGCAUCUCUGGACCAGGAAAACUGUGGACGAAAUACUUGGUAUUGGCUGCAAGUUGUUCACUGCGUCAUUGGCUGCACUGGGUUACGAGUUCCGUCCAGGAGAAGACGUGCUGCUUCCUCUUCAGGUGUUGAAGAGAUUCGUGCUUGGUUCUAACUACGUGCGUUAUGAGUUAGAGCAUGCGUUCAGCGGCAGAUUGGAACAGAAGGAGCCAUCAGAGAUGACUGUUAGGGCUGCGCUGGAGCGCUUCUUCGAGCGUCACACGCACGGCAUCCUGUGGUCGGUACCACACGCGGUGGCGGUCUGGCGCGUCAUCGGAGCACCCUCUUACUACAUGAUGGAGCCCCACGCCUGCGGCCCCACCGGCCUCCGGAUAGACGCCAUGGAUGAUGGAGCCGCCUGUGUUUUGACAUUCACUUCACCGAAGUUGAUGGCUUAUGCCUACCUCCAAAACAUUCCGGUGGUGGAGCGCCCGAAGCACGAGUUCGUGAUAUACGCAAUGUCACUCACUGUCCACCCCAUUAAGAAGAUGAAGAACGAUCCGCCGCUGCUAACCGUGCCGCCCGGGACUAAGGCCGUGCCUGCUACUAGCAAGGUCGGCCUGGACGGCCAGAAGCGGCGUGCUGAGGAGAAGGAUCGCAAGCACCCGCCCGGGAGCACCACUUGUCUGGACGCGCAGAAGGCGGCCGACGAGCGCGACCGGGAAGACGUCAAGUAUAAAGGUCAAAGGAACAGCAAUGGCUGGCUGGUGUUGAGCGACGGCACUCAGUAUCUCUCUGCGCAACACUCAAUGGCAUGCAAGCGGUAUCCUUACGCUUCCAGAGGGAACCAGGCGUUAGCAUGCUCUGUGAUGGCGGUAGCCAUGUCGCGGGUGGAAGACGUGUGUCGCUGGUGUUCCACCACCCUCGAUCAGGUGCUGGACAGCGGAGACCAGCUGUACCAGGACAGCUAUCUGCACUACAAGCCCGCAGACACCAACGUGCUCACCGUGGAACAGAUUCUACGCAAGUUCUACACUCCAGGCAACUGUGUGUGUCGUGUGGUCGUGUACCAGUCGCGACAGAAGGGAACUGUCGACAAGGAUCUACUUGAAAAACUUCAAGAGUUCUUCAGAGAAGAGAAGGCUGGAGUGUUUGUUUCUGGCAACUUUGCUGUGGCACUCUUCAGGAGUCCUAGAGGUUUCUACAUGUUCGACCCUGCUGAUAGGGACCGAUAUGGCAGGGCUGUAGCACCACCCUGUGUGGGCAAGGCGCGGGCCUGCUUCUCACAAUAUCCAACCGUGAAGGCUUUGGCGGAAAAACUUGGAGCUAAUAUACCCCCGCCAACGCCGAAACCAACGGAAGCGCGCAAGUCGAAGAGCGGCAUAGAAAUUAAAUCUAAGACGAGCGUCAGAAGAAUGAGCCAGGUACACUUCGAGGGUGUGGCAGAGUUCGAAAUCUACGGCAUGGGUGUGUCGAGUCUCCGGAGACUGAACCAACACGAGAAAUAGAUGAAGCUAAGCUUUCACACGAGCAUUUGACGCUGACAAACUGUGACGAACGUUGACAAACUGUGACGAACGUUGACAAACUGUGACGAACGUUGACAAACUGUGACGAACGUUGACAAACUGUGACGAACGUUGACAAACUGUGACGAACGUUGACAAACAAUGCCAAACGUUGACAAAUGCUGACAAGCGCUGGCUCGACCACACCGCCGUAGAUUUCGACUCUACAAUACUCUCGACAAUUUCAAGAUGCAGAAGAUGGAAACCGAAGUUUACCUGGCUUUUUGAUCUAUAUAAUGUAUAUUGUUAGUAGGGUGAUAGUAAUAAUUGUGUAAUUUUUCAUCUUUACCCUAUUAGUUGUACGGUGGUGUAGGUUUUAAGUCGUUUUUAAACUUAGGUAUUUGUGUUAAAUACAUAAUAUUAAGCGAAGCGAUAGGUGAUUGUGUGGAAGCUACUUUGCAACGAUCAAUAAAAUCAAUAGAUUAUCAAAAUUUGUGCAUGUUAUAGUACGGUCGCCACAUUUCGUUUUGUAUUUUUGAAAUAAAUAAAUUUUUAAAAAGC
Messenger RNA from Pectinophora gossypiella (pink bollworm), 7119 nucleotides. RefSeq lists its product as uncharacterized. NCBI's taxonomy places the organism in Eukaryota, Metazoa, Arthropoda, Insecta, Lepidoptera, Gelechiidae. The record is from RefSeq and is a predicted model, not a curated record. Bases 1 to 6558 code for a protein of 2185 amino acids. The transcript has 52 exons.